Molecule: messenger RNA, 1610 nt
Organism: Solenopsis invicta (red fire ant)
Lineage: Eukaryota; Metazoa; Arthropoda; Insecta; Hymenoptera; Formicidae
Gene: Tsen34
Product: tRNA-splicing endonuclease subunit Sen34
Exons: 6
Coding region: 628-1545 (305 amino acids)
Biological process (GO): tRNA-type intron splice site recognition and cleavage; tRNA splicing, via endonucleolytic cleavage and ligation
Cellular component (GO): tRNA-intron endonuclease complex
Molecular function (GO): nucleic acid binding; tRNA-intron lyase activity
Source: RefSeq, a predicted model, not a curated record
ACGCACCAAUCGCGUGUGCCAGCGCGACGAACGCACGAGAAAGUCAGAGAAAGUCGACCAAUGAUCAUCGUCCGAUUAAAGAAUGAUUUUGUGAUGAUAUCGCUCGGAUUGCCUCGGGUUGCGUUCGUCAGCUUCGAUGUGAUCACGCAAGCUUCCUACAUAAAUACAAUUCAAUAAAAUUAAUUUGUUUCUUGUGGUCGAGUUUCUUGUGGCUAUCAUCAGUUUCAUCUCUUCUUCCUUUCUGUGCAACUAUUCAUUUUUUUAAAUCUUUUAUUUUUUGCAUAAAGGAGAAUCUAGUGUAUUUUGUGAAAGUUUUAGGGAAAGAUAACAACCCAGCUUCAAAAAAUCAGACUUGAGGAACUCUGAUUAGAGAUUAGAGAGGCAUGAUUUCACUGAGAGGGAAAGAAGAAUAGGAAUUGAUAAAGAUCAAAACCCAAGAUGAUAAACUGAUGUGUGUUGUCUUGAAGAAUAAAAUUUUAAAUAACAAAUAAACUGUGACAGCACCUGAUUUAUAAAAGAACACUUGUUGGUUUACAAUCAUGAAUUAAAGAUAUUCUAACGUAGUAUAUUAUUAAUAUAGUACAUCUUUUUCUAAGGCAUAAUUAUUGAUUACAAGUUGAAGGAGUCAUGAAUGUGCCGGAUGUUAUUUACCUUGUUUCUUCAAGAAAUAAUGUUUUUAUAUGGAAUGCCGAUGAUUGGCUAAAACUUCGACGGAAACAUAAAAUAAUUGGCGAGUUAGUGGGUUCUUUCCCAAAAUCAACUAGACAAGAAGCAUUUUUAGGUCUCCCAUUACUUUUGUUACCAGAAGAAGUCACUUUGUUGCUCGAAAAGAAGAUUGCUUGCCUUGUAGAAUGUAAAAGUUUAAAGACACAGCCUGAUGAAUCGUUAAGUCAAAGAUUUCAGGAAUAUAGAGACAAACUAUUCCUGGAGCAAGCGGAUUGUUUGAAAGAAAACAGAAAGGAGCAGAUUACCUCUGUGAUGGAUAAAAUUGUAGAAGGAAAGAAGCGCAAAAUGUUAGGCUUGCAUACAAGUAAAAAGUACAUGAAGAAACCGUUAGAUAAGAAAACUCAGGAAGCCUUAGAUAAUAUUGAAAUCGAUACUGAAAGUUUACUUGAAGAGGAACUGGCCAAAUUACCUAAAUUGAACAAAAAUGACGCACUUGUUCAAAUACAUACAGCGUAUCCAUGGUAUAACGAGGAUGAUAUAAGAAUAGUAGAAUGGAAAUAUCCGUUUACAUCUGACCAACAACUCAAAUACAAGGUAUAUAAAGAUCUUUGGGAGAAGCAAUAUUAUAUCACCAGUGGAGAAAAAUUCGGUGGCGAUUUUCUGGUGUAUCCAGGUGAUCCAAUAAUGUUUCAUUCACAAUACAUAGUACAGUGUAAACGCAAGGACGAAGAAAUGCCUAUUACAAAUAUUGUAAAUCAAUGUAGACUCAGUUGUCAUGUUCGAAAAACAUUGGUGUUUGCCACGUAUCACGAAGAAGAAGAUGCAGUGAAAUACCAAUCUUUUCAAUGGACAGAUUGUAGCACGUUAGAAGAUAGCUGAUGUAACAAAAAAUUAUUUUAUUACAAAAAUAUUUAAUAAUAAAAGAAUUAUUAUGUGACCAUAAA